AUGAAACUGCUUAUAUUGGCGCUGGCGGUGUCAGCGGUGUACGCGAGUACAUUCCAAGUGGGCUUGAACUUCAAGCCGUCGCAGGACAAGAGGCAGCUGUACAGCUCCAAGCUCUUCCACCAUGUGCAGAUGUCGCGCAUCUUCCCCGACUCCAAGACCUUCGUCGACAUGCACAUGAAGCGCGACGAGAAGACCAUCCUGCUGGCCUUCGACGAGCUCCUCGCAAAGACCAACGAGAGGCCCACCAAGGAGCAACUUACUGACUUCAUCAGCUACAACUUCGACUCCGAAUCCGGAUUGGAGUCGUGGAGGCCCAGCGACUUCGUCUCCGAGCCCGGCUUCCUGAACUCCAUCAAGGACUCCCAGCUGAAGCUGUUCGCCAGGAACGUGUACAGCAUGCUGCCCACCUUCGGCAGGAAGAUGACGCCCGCGGUCUUCAGGAACCCCGAGCAGUUCAGUAUGAUCCCGGUUCACAACGGCUUCAUCGUUCCCGGUGGUAACUCCAAGGAAUUCAACUACAUGGAAUCCUACUGGAUCAUCGAGAGCCUGCUCAUAAGCGGCAUGAAGGAGACCGCCAAGGGUAUGAUCAGCAACUUCAUCGAGCUUCAAAGGGAAUUCGGCUACAUCCCCAGCGGUGACAGGAGACGAACGACAUUGAAUUCCUAA
This is a messenger RNA of Aricia agestis (brown argus), 666 nucleotides long. Its product is annotated as trehalase-like. The transcript is spliced from 2 exons. Lineage: Eukaryota; Metazoa; Arthropoda; Insecta; Lepidoptera; Lycaenidae. Gene Ontology annotation, biological process: trehalose catabolic process. Gene Ontology annotation, molecular function: alpha,alpha-trehalase activity. The coding region runs from base 1 to 666 and encodes 221 amino acids. The record is from RefSeq and is a predicted model, not a curated record.